GGUUCGUGGUCGAAUCAGGCUGUUUUAACGGAAAACCCUCAGGCCAUGUUGCAAUGGGAUGAAUUAGCUGAAGCCCCUGACAGCACUUGUGCUCAGGCUAUUCAUUCAAGGCCACAAGCAGACAUUUCAAACUGGGGUCCUGGAAUAUCCGCUGGAGAGCGCCGAGAUGAGAAAGAUGGACAUGGAACUGCGUCAAUGGGAAAGUAUUUGCAGAUAGGAGUAGCAAGGACCCCAGAUUUACAGCUUAGUGGAGAGAAUGGGUCAAAAGACUUGAAUAAGUUAUUGAUUGGAAAGCUAGAGGAGCUUAACACAGCUGAGUUAAAGGGCAAGGAUAAUACUGACAUUGAUGUUCCCACCGGUCCAUCCAUGGAAAUAGGCACGACAAAGGAUAUGCCUUCACUUGAACUUAGUUUGAAGCAACACAGAGAAGUUGUAGAUGCUGGAGCCGCGCUGCAAGAACACAAUGCGCUGAGGCACUCGGACCAAUCUGCAUUCUCAAGGUAUGGUGGUGGUACUACUACUACAUCAACAUCUGCUAACCCUCAGACAACUGCUGGAAAUGUCGGAAGCUGCUCUCCUGUUAAUGAUGAUGAUGAUGAUAAUAAUUAUAAUAAUAAUAGCUCUGUAGGAGCAAAAGCAGGAUCAAUGAAUAACUUAAUGCGUUCUAGUGGUGGUAGUAACAACAUUGAUAUUGGCUCAUCAACUGGUAAAAGUUUAGCCCAGCCAUCAAAGAUCCCUUUUGGAAAAGUUGACUCAGUAGCACAUGCAGCAUUGGUACAGUCAAGGGUGUUGAUGCAACAGCAACAGGUUCAAGUUCAGCACCACUACCAUCAUUACCAUCACCAUCAUCACCAUGUGCACAGUCAGCAACAGAAUGACUCUUUGGCUGUUAGAGAAAAUGGUGUGGAUGCUCCAAACCACAUGCUAGGGGAUGAAGAAAACUACACAAGUGCAUCUGGGAGUAACAAUGGAAGCAAUGGGCAGAACGAGAGCAACGCAGGUGUAGUUGGUGAUGAAACUAACAACAACAUGGAUUCUGAAGAUGAUGAGAU
Molecule: messenger RNA, 1052 nt
Organism: Cuscuta epithymum
Lineage: Eukaryota; Viridiplantae; Streptophyta; Magnoliopsida; Solanales; Convolvulaceae
Source: the annotation of a GenBank genome assembly